This is a messenger RNA of Purpureocillium takamizusanense, 2015 nucleotides long. RefSeq lists its product as uncharacterized. Lineage: Eukaryota; Fungi; Ascomycota; Sordariomycetes; Hypocreales; Ophiocordycipitaceae. Bases 436 to 1902 code for a protein of 488 amino acids. Gene Ontology annotation, molecular function: hydrolase activity, acting on carbon-nitrogen (but not peptide) bonds. The transcript has a single exon. The record is from RefSeq and is a predicted model, not a curated record.
GGAUUAUCGUCAGCCCAUAACAUACACCGCUGUUCCUUCCGUGCAUGACUAGCAUUCCAAGGCUCAAGCAAAUAGUCGCAGUUCUUCCGCGUUGUUCAACCGCGGACAACGGGCGCUUUUACCACGGAGGAUCCAUGUUAGACCAUUGCGUAUUGCCCGCUCGGCCGGCCUGGCGCCGGGCUCCGCCAUCGACCUUCCCGAAGAGGAAUUGGAUCCAGCAAUCCCCCGGAGGCCCCGCUCGGUGUGGAUAAUCUUCAUUGAAUCGCGGGGAACUUUCACGCAGGCAGGGCGUGAAGUCAAGUCUGUCUUGCAGUCUGACACUCAUCUCUCUCCUCUCAAGACACUCAAUUUCCCGCUGUCCGACCCCAAAGCUGCUCCAUUGAUCGUUGCAAACCUAUACUGUAGUAACUGUACAGUAUAUACGACUACGGCAUCAUGACAAGACGCGUGGUUCCCGACUUCCCUGAUCGCGGCAGCCAAACAGACGAGCUGCCCGCCCACAUCUACUCGACCGGCCUCGGCAUCGCGGUCCGCACUGGGAAGAGGCGAGACAGCCAAGAUGAGGACAACGACGCUUCCGCUUCCAAGAAGGUCUUCUACACCAUCGUCACCGCCGACCUCCUCAUCCCCGGCGACGGCGACCCCCUGCCGCACGCCGCCCUCGUGGCGCGCGACAAGCUCAUCGUCUGGGUCGGCAAGCAGGCGGACCUGCCCGGCGAGUACACGGAGCAGCCGCACAAGACGCACGCGGUGCCGUACCUGAUGCCCGGGCUGUGGGACUGCCAUGUGCACUUUGGCGGGGAGAAUGAAGCGGCCGCCCAGGAGGAUGGCACCACGGGAAUCACCUUCAUCGCCGACAACCCGGCCACGGCGGGCGCGCGCCUCGCCCGCGGCUGCUGGGAGGCUCUCCAGCGCGGCUACACGUCGCUGCGGGACGUGGCCGGCUUCGGCUGCGAGGUGGCCAAGGCCAUCGAAGACGGCACCAUCGUCGGCCCCAACGUCUAUAGCGCCGGCGCCUGCCUCAGCCAGCUCGCCGGCCACGGCGACAUCUUCGCCCUGCCCGCCGGCGACGCCCUGCUCAACCUAGGUGUCGCUAACAUCACCCCGGGCUAUUUUGGCACCGGCAUGAGCUGCCUAGUUGACGGCGUCGACGAGUGUCGCCGGGGCGUGCGCCUGCAGAUCCGCCGUGGCGCAAAGUGCAUCAAGGUCCUGGCCUCGGGCGGCGUCCUCUCGCGCGACGAUAACCCCUUAUAUGCGCAAUUCAGCCCCGAGGAGCUCGACGCCAUCGUCUCCGAGGCCGGUCGCAUGGGCCGCGCCGUCGCCGCCCACGUCCACGGCAAGCCCGGCAUCCUGCAGGCCGUGCACGCCGGCGUCGCCUCGGUCGAGCACGUCACCUUUGCCGACCAGGAAUGCGUCGACCUGAUCCGCGAGAGAGGCACCAUCUACGUCGCCACGCGCACCAUCGUCAAGCUACUGCUCGAGUCGGGCGGCAAGGGCAUGCCGCGCAUCAUCUGGGAAAAGGCCAAGCUAUGCGGCGCCAACCACCUCAACGCGUAUAAGCUGGCCAUCGAGAACGGCGGCAUCACCUUUGCGCUCGGCACGGAUACCCCGCCCGGCUUCAACAUGGCCAUGGAGCUCGAGUUCGCCGUCGAGGCCGGCAUGAGCAAUCUCGAGGCCAUCCGUGCCGCCACGGCCAACGGGCCCCUGACGGUGCGCGAGCAGGCGGCCAAGUCGGGGCAGCUGAAGCCCGGGUACGAGGCCGACAUGAUUGGCGUGUGCGCGAACCCGGUCGACGACGUCCGCGUCCUGCAGAAGAGGAGCAACAUCGGCUGGGUCUGGAAGGGCGGCCGGCUGUACAAGGGUCCGGGUGUCGGCCCGUGGGGAGAGGAGCUGGACGGCUGAAAUGUGUGCGGCGCAUGAUUCUGCACCGUCGUGUAUCAUCGUACAUUUGAUAUCAUGGUUACGUACUUUUUGAAUGAUAUGAUAGUGUCAUGCCGCAGGAGGUGCUAGUGGCG